Messenger RNA from Rhipicephalus microplus (southern cattle tick), 1810 nucleotides. RefSeq names its product alpha-1,2-glucosyltransferase Alg10 (gene Alg10). Gene Ontology annotation, cellular component: endoplasmic reticulum. Gene Ontology annotation, molecular function: dolichyl pyrophosphate Glc2Man9GlcNAc2 alpha-1,2-glucosyltransferase activity. Lineage: Eukaryota; Metazoa; Arthropoda; Arachnida; Ixodida; Ixodidae. Gene Ontology annotation, biological process: protein N-linked glycosylation; dolichol-linked oligosaccharide biosynthetic process. The record is from RefSeq and is a predicted model, not a curated record.
AUGGCGGUGCCCACGACGAUGCUGCAGGGAGCUGCCAGUUUGACAGCAGUCGCAAGUGCGGUGCUGUUGUCGUCGGUGCUAGUCUCUCUGACUGUGCAUCAUGCUCAGCCAGCGCCGUAUAUGGAUGAAAUCUUCCACGUUCCGCCACAGAAUGACUGCGCCUACAACGUGUCUCACUGGGAUCCGAUGAUUACUACACCACCGGGACUCUACCUGACGUCGGUGCUGUUGCUGCUUCCUUUCAGGCUUGUUACGAACGCUGAAGUAUGCACGCUGUUCGCUUUGCGUUGCUGCAACAUAGUUUUGACGCUGGGAAACUUCUGCGUCUCGUCGUUGAUCGCGAUCAAGCUUGCCGGAGCCGCUGGAAACAAAGUCCGCGCGAAGCUCGUCCUGUCCAGCGCCGCAAUGUCGUUGCUACCGGUGCUGCACUUCUUCACAUUUCUCUAUUACACCGACCCGGGAUCCGUACUCUUCGUGCUGCUCAUGUACCUGUACUCCCUGUUCGAUCGUCACUACGUCGCUGCGUGCUUCGGAGCUGUAGCCGUGCUGUAUCGACAGACCUCCGUCGUGUGGGUAUUCAUGGUCGCCACCUGCAGAGCUUUGGAAAUUGCCGAAAGUGUGUUUACUGCGAGCGACAACAAACCCGAGGGCCUUACGUGCGCCGUCGCCGCGAUCGUCUCCGCUCCGAUGAAACAAGGGCGCCUCAUCGCGCACAUUGCGAGGAUAGUGCUGAGUGAGUGCGCGGGUUACGUGGUCGUGGGGCUGUCGUUCGUAGCUUUCGUGCUCGCGAACGGCGGAAUCGUUCUCGGCGACAAGUCUUCGCACCAGGCGUGCGCGCACCUGCCGCAGCUCGGCUACUUCGCGCUCUUCACGCUCGUUCACGCCGCUCCGUACUUGUUGCAGCCCGGCAUUGUCAAGCGCUUCUUCGAAAGCGUUCGCCGAAGGCCUUUCUUAUACGCGGCUGUUACUUUAGCCUGCCUUCUGGCCGUGCAAAACUUCACCCACGUUCACCCGUAUCUAUUGGCGGACAACCGGCACUUUCCCUUCUACCUUUGGAGGCGGCUGUUGGGCAGGAACGAGCUUGUUCGCUGCUGCCUAGUGCCGCUCUACAUCUACGCAGGAUACGCCAUGUCUCACCAGCUGCGCCAUAAGGAACCGUGGUGGCAGCUUCUGUUCUUCGUGUGCGUCGUCGCGUCCACGGUGCCCCAGAAGUUGCUAGAAUUCCGCUACUUCGUCGUUCCCUAUCUGUACUUUCGGCUGCAGUUGAAAGACGUCAAGUAUUGGCAAGUGCUCGCGGAACUAGUUGCCAAUAUUGCUGUCAAUGUAGCCGUGCUGUGGCUGUUCUUAAACCGCACGUUUACGUGGACGGGUGAGCCGGCCGUUCAGAGGUUUAUGUGGUGAUUCGCCAAAUAGUGUUCAAUCUGCAUGUUGUCUACUUUGCCCAAAAAGUGAUAUUGUGAUCUCGCCUGUUGUCAACAGGCCAACCUGAGUGACGGAGGAGCUGGAAGUGAUGGGAAAUAUCGCAACCCACCAGCACACAGUCACGAAGAGAGCAAGAAGGAAGCACACACAGCAGUACUGCUUAUAAUCAUUGUGCACUAGUGGAUCGCACUGUUACACCCACAACUCGGGUUUUCAAUGUGCUGAAAAAAAGUCAUGAGUUCCUAUUGCUUUGCAGGGCUGCAUCCAGUGGACACAGAUCAUGAUUGAUGUUAGAUGAGUUGCUUCUCUCAUCAUCAUUUUCCUAUUUGCCAUUAAGUUUAUAUGAAAUCAUCAAUAUAAAAACUACAAUUCACUGUGGUACGAUGCA